Ramularia collo-cygni is the source of this 2253-nucleotide messenger RNA. RefSeq lists its product as uncharacterized. Lineage: Eukaryota; Fungi; Ascomycota; Dothideomycetes; Mycosphaerellales; Mycosphaerellaceae. The transcript has a single exon. The record is from RefSeq and is a predicted model, not a curated record. The coding region runs from base 1 to 2253 and encodes 750 amino acids.
AUGGCACCCGCGUCAACGCUUCAACACAACAUUGAGAACGUUCCCAAGAUCAGAAUGGGACAACAAGGCAGCACAGAUUCCAAUGAUGAUCAGAACAAGCGGAAGCGGGGAAAUGACGACGACGAAGAAGACAGAGCAGCAAAGAAGUCCAAGGCCGACAACGAUCCAUCGAAUAUCUCUAAUGGCGCUUCGUCCAAUGUACCCGCCCCAGUGGAGAGACUCAUCCCAGUGGUUGAUCCUACAAAUGCGAUCGGCCUGAUCAUCGAUCCUGCGCCGAUUCCAGAAGACAAGAUGAGGCUUAAGAUGGUUCACUUCUCCGAUCUUGUCCUCAAUACAGCCGCGAAUGGAGCCGCUAUCCCAGGCGUACCAAAGUACAGAGCAUCCUACGACGACCUUUUCGACCACGAUAGCGACGACAUCAUGUUCGAAAAAGCCGGGCCAGUCAUGUCAUUGUUCAUACCAGGAGAUGCCCAGAGGCCAGAUGCCGAUCAUCAUGUUAUGAUUUGCGCUGUACGAUGUUGUCAACAUUGCUUGGAUGCACCGAAUUCUAAGAUGUCCUCACCUUUGACCACAUUGGAUACGGGUAACAUCUACCAAGGGCUACCUUUUGUGCACAGUACCGACCGUAUGAUAUCAURGGACGAAAAUGGCACGAAAGCUCCAGUAUUYCAACCUCACUGGUCCAUUAACCUCCUAUCUGUCUUUAAAACACCGCCUAGAGCAAGGAUUGGCUACGUGUUGUUCUACGAAGGUGGCGAAGGCUUUGCUCAGCAGUCCAUGAUCUGUGAGCCCGCAAUGUGUCCUAAAUGCAGACCAAACGACGAGAUGGAGCUACAAAUGGCUCAUCGAAGGGACUUGAAAUCUAUUCGGGAUGGUUCAUUCUCCGCUAGUAGAGCAGGCCCAUCGACAAGCUUUCAAUGCACUUCUCAAGACUUGUUUGGCAGAGAUAACACUUUCUACCAUUCUGGAGGACCAGGCCUUAGGAUACAUGUCCUCGAUGGAUCCUACGAUACCGAUGUGAUGGUCUGCCAAUAUCAGGUUUGCUCUUAUUGUGGUGACGAGAGCAGAGAUGCGCGAACGCCCAAUGCCUAUAGACUUCCCUUUGUGCACGGCAAAGAGUGCACUGAUAAUCUCACAACCGGAGAGUUGGAUUUCACUCCCUCAGUACACAAAGAGUUGGACAAGGGCGGAGAAUACAAGAUGGAGCGUGGAAUGGUUCGAUACAACGAAAGGGGAACAGAAAGAAGGAAAAGGGGCAUCAUUAGCGCCGUCUGCGUCGUUGCGAGUUGUUCCAUUUGUAGCCAGGCAGAUGUGCAGCCUGUGAAAGAAGUUAUCACGAUCGAUGAUGAUGAUGAUGGAACUGAUUCGAGUCUUUCCGAGCUUACUUCGGGGGAAUCCUCGGCAAACGAUACCUCAACUGGAGCAGCACAGCCUAACACACCCAACGCUGCUCCUUCGGGCGGUCAGGAAGAUGAAGACGACUCUCCUGCCGACGGCGACAAUAACGGCGAUGCAGCCGUGAAUGAUCUCCUGGCGGAUGACAACCAGGAAGCCCCUGAGACAGGUCCAGUUGGACAGUCGACGACURGAAAAGACGCUACAAGGCUUGGGAGCCAAGCAGCGCCGCAAAACGGGACUUCGAUAGCGUCAACGGCAGGACAAACUCAAGCAUUACCUCAAGCUCAGCAGGCUGGUCCUGCUGCCGCAGUCACCGCUCCAGUAGCCCCAGGACCAACCUUUGCAUUCAGGAUGUGCCAUUUAAAACAUCUUGACUUCCGUUCAACUGGCGUAUAUUGGAACAUCCCACGUGGAGAAUCGAUAUCAACCGACAACGGCGGCUAUUUCGUCGCCAACAAUUGGAUAAGCCGAAAAUACGGCGGCCCUACCUAUCGAGUGACAUUCCCAGACGGCACGCAGCAGGAUGUCAUGGCCGAUCGGCGGCAUAGAUGCAAUACGUGUAGGAAGAGAGGGCCAGUUCGUAGUGGCAAUUCGAACAAUGGUAUGCCUUUUGCUCAUCGACGGGAGCUGGUUCUUGWCCCUGCGACGCAAAUUCGAACUUUUACGCCGAUGCAUUGGGAUGCAUAUGGCUUUUUACGGGAUGGUACGCCUGUUGCGACUGUCUCUGCGACGUUUUCGCGUGCUGGUCCUGGUGGAGCGACGGCUAUUUCGACGCAAUGGGAGACCUGUACGAGUGGCAAUUGUACCGAUUGUGACGAGGCGGACGCUGCCGAGGCAGCUGCGGCAGCAGCGUAA